AAUACACUCUAACUUCUUCUGUUGUGACGCAAGCAUCCAAAAACAUUUUAAAGUUUUUACCCCUCCCAAAAGACAGAAAGAAUUAAACAUGCUGCACUCACAUUUAGUGGGGGUAAAUCAUCAAAGAUACAAAAUUUAGGGUUCAACCCACAUGUGCACAGUACUUCCCACUUGUCAUGUUACGACUGGACUUAUCUAAUUAUUCCAUCGCUUUCAGAGAUUAGGUGGUAUGUUAAUAUAAAUUAAAAAAGAGAAAUUUCUUGUGUGUGGGUGUUGGCAUUUAGUGAACAAGAGAAGGGCUUUUGUAAAUGCUCUUGUAAUGUAUUGUAGAUGAGAUUAUUCUUGUCAUUGACAGGAAGGAGGAGGAGGGGAGGGGAGGAGAGAGUGGCUUUUUUUUUCUUCUUCUUUAGCAGUAUUGCUGUUGAAGAAUCUUGUUGGUAUUGAUUACCUGAGUUGGAGGUAAAUGCAGGUUGAGGGGUGCACCCUCUCUCCAUUGUGUGGUGAUGGGGAAGAGGAAGAUUUAGAGUUGUCUGUGCUUCCAAAGAAUACAAAAGUUGUUGUCACAGGAAACAAUAGAACAAACCGUGAUCUUCUUGGCCUUCAUGGUGUGGUCAAGAAAGCAGUUGGAUUUGGAUGGCAUUGGCUGGUGCUUACAAAUGGGUCAGAGGUUAAGUUGCAGAGAAAUGCCCUGAGUGUGAUUGAACUUCCCACUGGCCAAGAAGAGGAUGGCGAGAAUGAUUGUGAACACCCAUCAUCCAAUAACAAUAGCAUGGAUUUAGGUUGUGAUGAUUUGCACAAGACUUACAAGCCUAAAUCAAGGUCUCGUGUUUUAGGAGGGUCAAGCAGCCGGAAUCAUUCUCAUUCCGCUCAAUUGCAAUCCACUGGAUCAAACUUUCAUUCCCAUGGAAUGCUGAAGGUGGAUUUAAGCAAAUUGGAAACAUCAGCCUUGUGGAGGUAUUGGAGGCAUUUUAAUCUUGUUGAAGUUGGACCUAACCCUUCCAAGGAUCAAUUAGUUGGUGCUGUCGAAAGACAUUUUAUUUCACAGCAAUUGGAUGAGUUGCAGGUGAUAACUGGAUUUGUACAAGCUGCAAAACGACUGAAAACGGUCUGCAGUUGAGCUUAUGCAUUUGCCAAACCAGGAAAUGCAUCAUAACCAAUUUCUGUAGAAUUUCAUUCAUGGGAAUGGUAAAUGUGAAUUGUAUCAUACACAGUUGCAUCGAAUCUCAUCUGGAGAAGUUAGGUUUCAGUUGUAGUGACUUGGCAGUAGAUAUGUUUACGACUGAAAUUACCUUUGACAAAUAUGUUUUCCAUGCGUGCCUUAAGUCAACUCAGCCUGGAUCUAUGGAAAAUGUUUCUUACAUUCAUUAUAUGCCAGCGCAAAGUGACAAAAACGUGGAGAGUUUUGACUGGUGAUACAUUUACAUAGCUAAUGUACACUUUUGACUGGUGAUUUCAUUUUCAUAACUAAUGUACAAAGUUAGUAUGGGUUGGAUGCCCAUACCACAAACAAGUUUUCAAUGGAGAUGGUUUUGCUUAUUAAAUGCAUCAUAUUUUUUGGAUUAA
Molecule: messenger RNA, 1563 nt
Organism: Cryptomeria japonica (Japanese cedar)
Lineage: Eukaryota; Viridiplantae; Streptophyta; Pinopsida; Cupressales; Cupressaceae
Exons: 6
Coding region: 464-1117 (217 amino acids)
Biological process (GO): regulation of DNA-templated transcription
Cellular component (GO): histone deacetylase complex
Molecular function (GO): protein binding; transcription coregulator activity
Source: RefSeq, a predicted model, not a curated record